CUGAAAUUGUUACUACCAAUACACGAAACUCUCGUUUAUUUCGCUACCUAUCUAUCUAUCUAUCUAUCAUUUCAACAACAAUGAUCCCUACCACCAUGAUUCAAGCAAUCGUUACUUUGAUCCUUGUGCUCUUGACGCUUCCCAGCGUCUUGUGCCCCACCACCCACGCUCCACUUGUCGUCGUUGUGGAGAACGCUACCGCUCCCCAGCUCCAAAGCACCACUGCGGCGUUUGAGCCCGAUGCUGCACUCGACAACAACAAGACCGCUACCACCUUUUUCGUCUUUCCUUUCUACGCUGGCCGCCAGGAUCACCAUGAUGAACAUCCUGCUGCUGUCAUUGCUCCCGCUGCUACCAUUAUGCUCGAUGUGUGCCUCUACGUCUCGGACACGUUCCCUGCUGUGGAUGUGACGCCGGCACACUGCUUCUCCACUCUCAAGACUGCCUUCACGGUGGCUACUGACGUUGCGACUGGAUGGGUGCACACCAAGGCUUCUUGGAGUGCUUCCUGCAUCCGUUUCCAGUCAAGCCUCUCCAAUCACUUCCACUGCUGGGUGCAGUUUGCUUCUUCCAAGGUCUCUGACACCAGUGCCACUGUCAGCUCCUCCGUCCAGUCAUUGCUCUGGGAGUGUCUCUUGAAUUAUCUCGGGUGUCUCUGCAAGUGUCUCUGGAUAUGUCUCUUGCAGUGUCUCCGCACAGCUCCUUCUUGGAUUGCUGCCUGUAUCCAAUUCAUUCAGGUUGCCUCCAAGCACUGCAACUCCUUUGUUCAGUUGGCCUCUCCCAAGAUUGCCACUGCCACCGCCGCUGUUUGCUCCUGGGCUGGUUCCGUCAAGUUGUUCCUGGAGCCGAUCGCCAGGACUGCCACCAAUGCCGCCUACAAUCGCCUGCUAGACUGUCUCGCCGCUGGGUAUCAUGUGGCGCAUGGUCUUCUGGGCGACUCCUUUUUCCGUAUCGCUUUUUGGUUUGUCGUGGGAACGGUAGCCUACAAGGUUCAUGAGUGUGUGUCGACAUGGCGCAGAAAGCGCACUGAGAAGGCAAAGGAGGCACUCAUCAUGAAGCAAAUUGUAGCGGAAGGCGUGAAGUACUUUGCUGACCAUUUCAUAUUCGCCAGUGAACUCUUCCAUUGUGGUUUUGCGGAAAGAGUCACCCCUCACCAUCUGUUAGCCAAGUUCGACGAGCGAAUUCGGAAGGUCCACCCCGACAAGGGGGGAGAUGGAUACGAAGCAGGGUCGUUGAUCCAUACUUUCACGGAAGUCAAGAAAGUUUUUAAUAGAGCCGCUCGAUAUUCCAAGAAGCAAGCCAAGAGAAACUCAUCAACUUUCAGUUUGUGCGGCGCAUUUUGGCGGUGGCUUACAUCUUGGUCCAAGUCUUCUGCUGCCCCCACCAUACCAAGCCUUUGUGGAGCGGCAAUGGUGAAGCAACUUCAAACAAAAAGAGACGCAGCGGCGCUCCAGGGUAAGCAUUGGCCAAGCAUGCCCAUCCUCCACCCGACGUCUCGCACAGAACCUUGCAUUUGCUGGACUUCUGGACCUCGAGCAUCUACUCCAUUGCCGAAACAUUGGCCUUGGUCAUUGCCGAAGGAGGAGGCGGAGAAGCCAAAGAAGUCAAAGGAUGAGGAGAGGGAGCAGCAGAAGAAGGAGCAAGAACGGAAAGGACCCACCCUUUUAGAGGUAUACGGAAUUUGCCAGAUGGAGUGGACACAGGAGUUGGCGAAGGCCAAGUCCGUUUCCGAGUGUAAAAAUGCUCUCGAAAUACUCAAGGAAGAAGUUCUGACGGAUGAGUACCUGGGUGCAUUCCUGCGGACUGGUCGAGUAGAUGUUGGAGACUCGAAACCCGCAGCUGUGCAACCAGCGCAAGUGGAACCGGCAGAUGUGCAACCAGCGCAAGUGGAGGAGGAAAGAAUUGGAGCCAUGGAUGAAUUGGAUUAGAUGGCAGGAUUUGUGAGGGAAAGCGACGUGGAGGAAAGUGCAGAGGCACCGAUUCGUUGGGAGGAUUCAGCCACUCGGAGGGAUGUGGCGUUGGCAUGAGGAUGACUUGGAUGAGUCUGCCACUUGGAGGGAUGUGGCGUAUGCAAUGAAUUGAUGACUUGGAUGAGUCUGCCACUCGGAGGGAUGUGGCAAAGACAUGAUUGGAUGACUUUGAUGAGUCUGCCACUCGGAGGGAUGUGGCGUACGCUUGGAUGAUUGGAUUGGAUGAAUUGGGAGGAGCCACUCGGAGGGAUGUGGCAUAGGCGGUUGGGAGGAUUCGUGGAAGGAACUUCUCGGGGGAGAAUCCAGCACGUGGAUUAGAUGGAUUGGUGCGAAGGAAUUGUGGAGGAAGCGACGGGUGGGGAGUGCGGCGGGGAGGAAAGCAGCACACGUAUGGAGGUGGAUUGGUCCAGAGGGGUUGUGGACGAAACGGGGCGGGGGCAGCACAAUAGUGCGUUUUAAAAAGUGGGAUUGGGGCAGCACAAUAGUGCGAUUGCGAUUACAAGUGGGAUUGUGACGGAAAGUGACGGGGGAAGCAGGCAGCACAGUAGAGGCCGCCAAUGUUCAUGGGGGGAGGCAUUCCGGUUGGAUGGGGAUCUACACUUUCAAGGGCGGGAUUCGAUGGCUGGCAAGCAAAAUUUUGAGGUCUACGGCUACAUCAAAACACUCAUCGAGAGUUGACGAAACAGCACAUGUACCUACCUGACAAAGCUCCAAGUUGGUAUGGUUCGGAGUGGAUCUCCAGCGUUUUCGCGAGGAAGAGAACAAGGCCUUCCAGUGGAUGGAUGAGGAUCUACACUUUCAACGGCAAGAGUCGAUGGCUACAAGCAAAGGUUGAGGACAUGUGUACAGGAUCGCCUGAUCACACCCCAAUACACCUCACUGCAAUCAUUAUUGAGCCGACUUGGGUACAUGUUCAGGAUCGCCUGUUCAUACCCCAAUGACCCCUGAGGUCUGCCAAGUACUGAUUUUGGAAGGGAAUUGUCUGACAAACUGCGGUACCGUCGUAUCUGGGCCCAACCGUUCAAUAGACUUUUCCAGUAGAUGUCCUUGUUGGAGCGAAGGUUCUUCCUUUGGAGUUGCUGUUUCAAGCUGAGUGGAGAUGUUGCGCCCUGAGCUAGUGGGUGCAUUGCAGGGAUGAACGGAUUUGAUGCCACUCUCAAUGGAAGGAAAAUGUCUGACAAACUGCGGUACCAGUCGUAUCUCGGGCCCAGCCGUUCAAUAGACUUUUCCUUGAGUGGCGGUUCUCCCUUUUGGAGGCCGAGUAGAGAUUUGUUUGCCGUGAGCCUAUGAGGCGCUACCCUUAUCCCAGAGCAACAGGGAUGGAUUCUUGAAGUGAAUUGGAUGCCAUGAUCGGACGCCAUUGUCAGUGGCUGUGAGCCCAGUAUGAGGCGCUACCCUUAUCCCA
Molecule: messenger RNA, 3375 nt
Organism: Seminavis robusta
Lineage: Eukaryota; Bacillariophyta; Bacillariophyceae; Naviculales; Naviculaceae
Source: the annotation of a GenBank genome assembly